GACAUUGUUCGUAUUAAUAUGGCAAUAAAACAAAGAACACUGCUAAAUAAUCAAGCAUUUCUUGAUGCAUGUAAUUAUGCCAAAGAAGGAAGUGGUAGAAUUCAUUAUUUAGGAUUGGUGAGUGAUGGAGGAGUUCAUUCACAUAUUGAUCAUCUUCUUGGAUUGCUUGAACUUACAAAACUGCUUGAUGUUCCAAAGUGCUUUGUUCACUUUUUUGCAGAUGGUAGAGAUACCAGACCAACCAGUGCAGUCAAUUAUUUAAAGCAAGUACAAGAUAAAAUUGAGGAAUUGCAGUAUGGUUCCAUAGCAACUGUCAUGGGUCGUUAUUAUGCCAUGGAUAGAGAUAAGCGACAUGAAAGAAUUAAAAUUGCUUAUGAAGGUUUGACCCAAGGAAUUGGUCAAAAAGUCACUGCUCAAAAUGUUAUAGAGGUAAUACAAAGUCGAUAUGAUGCUAAUGGAGAAGAAAGGCAAACUGAUGAGUUCUUGAAACCUAUUAUUCUAAAUGAGGAUGGUGUUAUUAGAGAUGGUGACAGCCUAAUAUUCAUUGAUUUCCGAUCUGACCGUAUGCGACAAAUAGUUGAAGCAUUUGCUGUUCAAAGGCAUUUUGAGACUGCUUUUGUUCCUAAAAAUUUGAAAAUCACUUGCAUGACAGAAUAUAAAAAAGAAUUUGGACUCCCUGUUUUGUUUUCACCUGACACACCUAAAAAUGUCCUUGCGGAAGUCCUUUCUUCUCACAAAAUCAAACAGUAUCAUUGUGCUGAAACUGAAAAAUAUGCACAUGUUACAUUUUUCUUCAAUGGAGGGGUUGAAAAAGCAUUUGAAUUGGAAGAAAGAAAACUUGUCCCAUCACCCAAGGUUGCAACUUAUGAUUUAAAACCUGAAAUGAGUGCUCAUGAAGUUGGCCAAGUAAUGGUUGAAGCAAUAAGCAGUGAAGAAUUCCCAUUUGUAAUGUGCAAUUUUGCCCCUCCAGAUAUGGUUGGUCACACUGGAGUUUACGAGCCAACUAUAAAAGCUUGUGAAGUAACAGAUAAAGCAAUUGGUGCUAUCCAAUCAGCUUGUUUAGAACACGGUUACACACUGAUGGUUACAUCAGAUCAUGGCAAUGCUGAGCAGAUGUUUAGUGAGCAAGGUGGUCCACACACUGCCCAUACUACCAAUAGAGUUCCUUUCUGUGUUGUUGGAAGAAAGUUUCGUAAAAUUGAUCAUAAUGCAGCUUUAUGUGAUGUUGCAGUAACAGUUUUACAAGAAAUGGGCAUUGAGCAACCAAAAGAAAUGACAGGGCAAGCUUUGUUGUGCAUGUAAAUUUUGUCUUGGACAAUUUUAGAUUUCAAGAUAAAUUUAUAAUAUUAUA
This is a messenger RNA of Hydra vulgaris (swiftwater hydra), 1351 nucleotides long. Its product is annotated as 2,3-bisphosphoglycerate-independent phosphoglycerate mutase. Gene Ontology annotation, molecular function: manganese ion binding. Gene Ontology annotation, biological process: glucose catabolic process. NCBI's taxonomy places the organism in Eukaryota, Metazoa, Cnidaria, Hydrozoa, Anthoathecata, Hydridae. The record is from RefSeq and is a predicted model, not a curated record. Gene Ontology annotation, cellular component: cytoplasm.